Molecule: messenger RNA, 1454 nt
Organism: Ipomoea triloba (trilobed morning glory)
Lineage: Eukaryota; Viridiplantae; Streptophyta; Magnoliopsida; Solanales; Convolvulaceae
Product: perakine reductase-like
Exons: 7
Coding region: 194-1222 (342 amino acids)
Cellular component (GO): cytoplasm
Source: RefSeq, a predicted model, not a curated record
UGAUGCACUAUGCCGGAGAAUCGUGCCUGAGCCGCCUGCGGGCCAGGUUUGAAAACGUAACCGAUGACGCCCUGCACUACCUAUGAGCUCAUCGCUCUCCUCACAGACUGCAAUGGCGCCUGUAGAUGCCAAGUAUAUAUACCCACACCCUCCAUGGAGAAAUCCCAUACAAAGAAGAGAUUGAAAUACUAAAAUGGCGGCUGCUUUUAUGCCUAGAGUGAAGCUUGGGAGCCAAGGACUCCAGGUGUCAAAAUUGGGGUAUGGUUGUAUGGGGCUAACUGGAGUGUACAACAAUCCGGUUUCAGAGGAAGAAGGGAUAGCAGUAAUAAAGGAGGCUUUUAGUAAAGGUGUUACAUUUUUCGAUACUUCUGACUUUUAUGGAGCAGAUCAUGCUAAUGAGUACCUGGUUGGCAAGGCAUUGAAACAUUUGCCCAGAGAAAAAGUAGAACUGGCUACAAAGUUCGGUAUCUGUAGAAUUGAAUCUACUGAGGUUAUAGUGAAAGGUACUCCUGAGUAUGUUCGCUCCUGCUGUGAAGCUAGCCUGAAGCGCCUUCAAGUUGACUACAUUGAUCUUUACUAUGUACAUCGUAUUGACACAACAGUGCCUAUUGAGGAAACUAUGAGAGAACUGAAGAAAUUAGUUGAAGAAGGUAAAAUAAAGUAUGUUGGGCUAUCUGAAGCUCACCCAGACACAAUAAGGAGGGCACAUGCUGUUCAUCCUAUCACUGCUCUGCAACAGGAGUAUUCCCUAUGGACUCGUGACAUUGAGGAAGACAUUAUACCUCUUUGCAGGGAACUUGGAAUUGGGGUUGUUUCAUACAGCCCCGUUGGCCGUGGACUUUUUGGUGGAAAGGCUGUUGUGGAGAGCUUGCCUGCUAGCAGUUUCCUGGGAUCACAACCAAGAUAUAGCGGAGAGAAUAUUGAAAAGAACAAGGGCAUAUAUUAUCGUGUGGAAGAAUUGGCCAAGAAACAUGGAUGCACACCUGCUCAACUUGCUAUUGCUUGGGUUCUUAAUCAGGGUGAUGACUUUGUACCCAUUCCCGGAACUACUAAGAUGAAAAACCUUCAGGAUAACAUUGAUUCUGUGAAGGUGAAGCUCACUAAAGAAGAACUGAAAGAGAUUUCUAAUGCAGUGCCAAUAAGUGAAGUGGCAGGCCAAAGAAUGGGAGGUGUUUUUGACAAGACAUUAUAUAAGUAUGCGAUUACCCCGCCAUUGAAGUAGUAGAUUGUUGAGAAAUAUAAUGGCAGAGCUGCAAAGGAUUACAAAUGUGUAUGGGAGGCCAUUGUAGUGUUGAGAGUAUCCAAGAUUGUGUGUGCUAGUUUGUUUUAUGUUUGCAAUAUGAAUAAUAACACGAAUACAUGUCUGCCUCGGCUUGCAUAUGUAUAUGUGUAUGAUAUGUAUGCAAUAUGAAUCUUCUUAUGUUGGCUGCUAAAUUCUUUUGUGAAGUCUUUCA